Messenger RNA from Apis laboriosa (Himalayan honeybee), 1010 nucleotides. Its product is annotated as gametocyte-specific factor 1-like. The record is from RefSeq and is a predicted model, not a curated record. Lineage: Eukaryota; Metazoa; Arthropoda; Insecta; Hymenoptera; Apidae. The coding region runs from base 69 to 692 and encodes 207 amino acids. The transcript has 4 exons.
AAUUAUUAAAACAUAAAAAAUAUUCUUAUUAUUUGUAUAUUUAAUUAGAUAUUUUUAAUAAAUUCAAAAUGUAUAAAUGUCUUACGCUCCAUGAUCCGAUUAUAAUAUGUCCAUAUGAUAAAAAUCAUUUUAUCGCAAAAUCUCGUCUUCAAAAGCACAUUGUCAAGUGUGAAAAACGAUAUCCUGAACAUUAUAAAGUUAUGUGUCCAUAUAAUGCCACCCAUCGAUUAUUUAAGGAAGAAUUAGAGGAGCAUAUCACUACGUGUUCUGCUCGUAAUGUGUUAAAUGAAAUAUAUCCAGAAACAAAAAAACAUGGUGCAACAAAUUUUGAAAUAUAUUCAGAUCUUUCAAGUACAAUAGAUUGUACAGAAAAUUGGGACAUAGAAAUUAAUGAUAACUCUGUUAUUUUAACUGAAGAAGAAUAUUCUAUGGAUAACAAUACAAAAACAAUUAAUAUAACUAUUGAUUCAAAAAAUGAAGAAAGAAGUAAAGAUUUCAAACCCAUAAGAGCUCCUCGUGGUUUUUCUGAAGCUAUGUUGCGAGAAGCAAAUGAAGAUUCUUGUGUUGAAGAUUUAGAAUCUAUAGUUAGUUCAAUGGGAAUUGGUCGGGGAAAAAUUAUUCAGAAGAAUAAUAAAUUGAAAUUAAUUGGAGUAGGUAGAGGAAGAGCAAUAAACAAUCUUUCAUUGAUAUAAUUAAAUUUCAUUUAAAUAAAAAAUAUUAAAAAAUUUUUAUAUUUUUGUAAGUAAUUAAAAUAAACUAAUAUUGUUUAUUGUUUUUCUAUAUAAUCUAUUACAUAUAAUUUACCAUAUAUGUAUUAUAUUUAAAUAUUUGCUUAAUUUCUUGAUCUUUUUUUAUUUUUAUUUAUAUUUACAUAUAUAAUAUGAAAGAUUUUUCAAAAAAAGAAUUAUGUUCUUAUGUAUAUUCUCUGUAAAAACAAAAGUAUAUUAGAAAUAUUAAUAUAUUAUUUGAAUUGAAAAAUGGGCAAAAAUUACAAUGGCAGUUAAUAUAUA